AUGGCUCGGGAAGCCCAUCCAAAAACACUCUUCCACCUCGUACCUACUGACAAGGUCGCCCAGAAUUCCCUCCAUCACCCCGAUAACAAACACCGCGUCUCGAGCUCCAAAUACGGCCCUGGCCUUGAGGUUGGUUAUCAUGUCCCGUCCGGCCCUCGAGGCCAUGUCAUCACCAGAGUCGGACGAGAUGCCGAUCUGAUUCUUCCCGAAAGCACCUGCAGACACCCCAUAUCCGCGGUUCACGUCGCUUUCGAGAUCAAUCCUACAACACACCUCGUCCUUCUGUCCGUCCGAUCGAAGCGCAUUUCAUCGGUCACGUUCGCGGCACUUGAAGAUCUGAAUAAGGAUGAGAACAUCGGAGAGAACAUCACCGGAGACGGCGUUAUCCUCUAUGGGCAGAACUACAAGAUCUCCAUUGCAUCUUACAACUUUAAGUUGAUCUGGCGGACCAUCUCUAAGACCAACAACGCCGAAUCUCUCAAAGCCCUCACCGUUCAAGGCUACAAAAUAUCUCAACAACUGUUGCAGGAUGUGAGAUCGCGCGACCGACCAACGGAGAACGACAAUUCAGAGGCACAGUCGUGGCAUAUGACCAGAUUAAAUACAACAAAAGAUCCCAUUUUCCAGGAUAUUAAACAUCUUCGUGAGAAAAUAGGCCGGGGAGCCUAUGGUACGGUCUACGAAGCGGUCGAUCGGACCUCUGGCUACAAGUUUGCUAUCAAAGUAGUCGAUCUUAGCGGCCAGGACGAUGUUGAGGCAGCUCGAGCUAUCCUACAUAGAGAAAUUAGACUUAUGCAGCAAGUGAAACACGAACAUAUCAUUGAAUAUCUAGGUCACCAACUUUUUGAUACUCUCUAUCCAGAGAUCUUAAUGCCCCUACGCUCCGGGUCCCUAACUUCGCUCGCCAAAUCACCGCCGCCCGAUAUCGACUAUGAACAACUCUGCUUCCAGGCGAUGGGACAGAUGCUCAGGGCUCUCGACUACCUAGCAAGCGAGAACCUGAUCCACCGGGACGUAAAGCCCGACAACGUUCUCUACUCCCUCUUAAACGGUCAUUACCAUUUCCAGUUGGCCGACUUCGGACUUGCCCAUCACCGCUCACUAGCUACAACGUUUUGUGGCACCGGCUGCUACCAGGCUCCCGAGCUCUGGCCCUCCAUCUCGGGGGUUAACGCCGGCCAGAGCCCCAAACUAGACAUCUGGUCCCUCUUUGCAUGCAUUGUUGCCGUUCGCUCAAGAAUGGAAGAGUUUCCACCAGAUACUGCAGACUAUGGUGUUGUUCUGGGCGCACUCAAUGCUAAAAUUCCAGCCGUAUCUAGACUCGAGCCUAUGGCGAGGUUGCAUCCAGAUCGCCGGGCAUCGGCUGCGCAGAUGCUAGUCCUCCUCUUCCACGGCGAAGGCUUGACAACACCCAAAUCGAAAAUCCCUCCCAUUGAGCCCAAUGUCCCAGCCGCAGAGCCGAACAGCCGUCCACGGACAAGGAGUGAUCGCGGCAAGGCUCCCCAGCCGGCGACAGCAACCGCCCGCCCGUUGAUCAUGUAUCCACGACGCAAACCUCUUGCCCGCCUGCCACCACCCAUCCGGAACCGAGGAGGCAACCUUGCGCAACCAGCUGCAGCGCAGCCCCAGCCGACUCGCGCGAGUAGGGAUGGCGUUGUCAAGCGCCGGACCAGCACGCCCAAAGCGAACAUUCUCGCCAGAACCUCGCAGGAGCAAAAUCCGCCAGUUCCCAUGGGAUCAACGUCCGUGCAAGAGCCGCCUCUUCUCACGGGACCAAUUCCCGGAUCGUUUGUCGACUGA
Messenger RNA from Hyaloscypha bicolor E, 1800 nucleotides. RefSeq names its product kinase-like protein. Bases 1 to 1800 code for a protein of 599 amino acids. The record is from RefSeq and is a predicted model, not a curated record. Lineage: Eukaryota; Fungi; Ascomycota; Leotiomycetes; Helotiales; Hyaloscyphaceae. The transcript is spliced from 2 exons. Gene Ontology annotation, cellular component: cytoplasm; autophagosome. Gene Ontology annotation, molecular function: ATP binding; protein serine/threonine kinase activity. Gene Ontology annotation, biological process: autophagosome organization; protein autophosphorylation; peptidyl-serine phosphorylation.